Cyprinodon tularosa is the source of this 3865-nucleotide messenger RNA. RefSeq names its product isthmin 2b (gene ism2b). The record is from RefSeq and is a predicted model, not a curated record. Lineage: Eukaryota; Metazoa; Chordata; Actinopteri; Cyprinodontiformes; Cyprinodontidae. Bases 580 to 1983 code for a protein of 467 amino acids. The transcript is spliced from 6 exons.
UAAAAGAGGCAAGUUUGCUGAACCCGUUUGGCUGGGCAGGACGCGCACUAACUAACGUGCUGUAAAACCGUCGGAUCAACCUUGUCUUGAUACCAGAUUAACGCAUCAGAUAGAUAACCAGAAAGCCCAGAUGUCAGUGUAUUGGAAGAAAACAUUCUUACUGACGAGGAGUGAGUCACAGUUUAAAGCAGCUGAAUAAGCGUGCGCCGGUGCGGACUGGGAGAUUCGGCGUGGGGUGUUACACUCCUGUUCUCUCGGGUACUUAAAGCCCCUGCUGCUGUAGCGGUUUUUAUGGGGAAGAGGAGCGUGGAGCUCGCGACGCCGAACGGACCAACAGCUGCUGCUGCUGCGCGAGCCUCUGGUGCAUCAGAGAGCGCGUGGGAUGCCCGAGCACGCGGCUGGUGCGCAUCUUCAUAAAGAGCUUCGAUACUUCAAAACUGCAUCUGUUCAGAGCUAAAGUCUGAGACAGAACAAGAGUUUGAAGAGAGUUUCUCCUAAACCAAGAAGCUGCCUCAUAUCCAGAGCUAACCAGAGAAAAGUUUUUAUUUGUUUUUAAGAACUUCAAAGGGAACAGAGAAGAUGCGUGGAGAGGUCGCGAGGAGAUUUCAGAUGCUGCUCGCGCUUUGCUCCAUUCUCCUCUACAGUUUGGGAGCGGGAUUUCCAACAAAACGCAAGAGCUUCACACAUGAAAUUCAUGGCAAUCCAGUUCACGUUGCUGGGAUCCAGCAUGUUUCUGAGGAGCAGCAGAACCAGGUCCAGACCAUACUUCCUGAGCCUCACAGCCACCAGAGGAGGUGGUCUCACCCCCAACAUCGCUCUGUAGGUGUUCUCCCACAGCCCGAGCCCGAGGAAGAGACCAAGCCUUUUAUCUUGGACCUAAACAACUUUCCAGACCUGACCAACGCUGACAUUAACUCACAGAACCCCAACAUACAGGUUACUAUAGAAGUCGUCGACGACCCUCAGAUGGAGGUAGAGAUGGACCUGGCCAAUGAAAAAGAUUGGCUACCUUCUUCUUCGUCUCCUUCCUCCACAGUGGAUUUGAUCGGAGGCAAGAAGCUCUUCUGGCCUCUGUUUUGGAGCUACACCGAUUCCAGUGAGGAAAUCAACAGUCGGUCAAGCACAGACGAAACUGGGGAAGAGGAAGGGGAGGAUGAUUACUCUGUGGAUUAUGGGAGCGAAGAGCUCUUACUCAGUGGAGUUGGGGGAGACUGGGAUACUCGCUGGAAUGGUUUCGAUCCCAUGGAAAGCUACUAUGAGAAAGACACUGAUGAAUGGACUCCUUGGUCACCGUGCUCGGUGACAUGUGGACACGGUGAAAGGAAGAGGACUAAAUCCUGUGGCUACUCCUGCAUGCUGACAGAAGCUUCAAAGUGUGACCUGGAGCCUUGUCCUGGGGAUGUCAACACUGUAGUAGAACCAUUCCCCUUUGAGAUGGAGAAUGGAACUGAACCAUUCGGAACAGAUGUGGACAGCUGUGAGAAAUGGCUGAACUGCAAGAGUGACUUUCUCCAAAGGUAUCUGGAGCAGGUUUUGUCUGAGCUGCCCAGCUGCCCCUGCUCGUACCCGUCUGAAGUGGCUUACACUGUGGUAAGCCUGCAUGAUGAGACUCACGGCCGAACUUUCCGAUGGCGCGACGCCAGUGGCCCAAAGGAGCGCUUGGACAUCUACAAGCCCUCGGCACGCAGCUGUAUCCGCUCAGCGCUUUCCAGCGACUCAUCUACUCUGGCAGCACAGCACUGUUGCUACAACGAUCGUGGUCGGCUGAUCACACGCGGGAAGGGAGCGGGCACACCGAACCUCAUCAGCACAGAGUUCUCACAGGAGCUGCAUUUCAAGGUAGAUGUUCUGCCUUGGAUCCUGUGUAAGGGGGACUGGAGUCGCUUCCAUGUGGUGCGGCCACCAAAUAACGGACUGAGUUGCCCAGAAAACCCCCAUGAAGACGUGUUUAUGAAUGAACUUGAAGAGGCCAGAGAGUACUGAGGUCCUAGAGCCAAAACAACUACACUUCAGUUCAAGAGUCAGAAGACCCAGUCCAAAUUUCUGCAACACCCUCUGCUAAAAGUUUGGAAAUAUUACUUUUAAGCCACUCAUGAGCUAUUAAUCAUUUAUGGAAAACUCAAACAAUUUCAUUCUUGACUGGGAGUUUUGAUGAGGUUUGCACCUAUUUCAAAUUAGGAAUAGCAUCAUUGUUCUGAAUACAGGCCGGACUUACUAAUUUAAACGAAUAGAUGAGGGAAAAAAAGGAAAGAUGUCUCACACAUCUGGUGUUACAUCCAUUUCUCCCUUUCUAAAGUCCAUUCAACUGAUGGCUUGCAUUAUGCUACCCCUGGACGAUAAUAUAUACCCUAAAUCCUUCAUCAUGCUUCUUAAAGGUUUUAUAGAAACAACAGUGAUGACAAUUAAGUGUGGUUCUUUUUGAGACACAGCAGAGUUUAGCUGAUCGACCUCCUAACAAUGCUGCUACAGAGUGAAACCCCUCAGGCUUUAUGGAUUUAACACAUGACUUGCAGUUUCGUAAAGACAACCCGUGCAUUCUCUUAGUGUUUUCUCCAACACUACUGCAAACUAUUAAGAAAAAUGCAUCUGAAGAUGGAAGGACCUGAAAGGCUAAACGAUCUAAAACACUUGAGUGUCCCUGUUACAAUUUACAGAGUUUAUUACGAGAGCAGCCUUUAGGUAAAAAAGAUCCAGAAAAUAUGUGCUCCGAUUUUAUCGGUGUCCUCACAAUUUCUUUCACAUCCAGCAAAAAUAAAUGAUCUGGGUGCCAAAGAGAUGCAAUAGAUGCCAGUAUAAACCAAGCCUCCACAUCUCUACAGGGCAGUUGUUGGUAAAGUGAUUAGGUUUAACAUGAAAGUAUGUCCCUAAAAUAUUCUCAGGGGGAAUAACUGACCUUGCCAAACUUGUUCACAAACCUCAUCAGCAGGACACUUCUGGAUCUUGUAUAAGGCAUUUUUGUGGUAAAGAUUAGCUGGUGUGUAUUCCAUGUAUAAUCCACACAGGAAGUGAGCAGAUUAGUUUUAUUUUUUAAAAGCAGGUGGAUCCUUUGAAAAGUUGGAUGGUUAGGACGCAUUACCUUCAAGCUGCUUGACUGAACUGGGUUGGAUAGAAAAGAUUUAACUUCCGAAAUGAAGUCAUGUUGUUAGCUGGUAAAGGUUACUGAAAUAAAAACAAGUUGGUUUUACCAAAUAUUUCCGGCUUUAGCCUUAAUGUAUGGUGCAUGAUAUUAGAAAAGCAUAGUUUUAACCUCUGGCCUUUGAAGAACUGCCUGAUUAACCUAAACAUGACUCUCUGACUUUCUUUUCUAUCCAAUCUUAUUCCCUGGAUUUGUUUUUUUCUCCAAACCUCUUUUCAGGAUAUUCUGCCUCCAUCAUGCAAACAGGCAUUUUCUACUUUGAAAUGACCAAUUUUGAAGUAAGGCACUUUAUUUUUUUCGCCAUUCAUUACCAGGUUUGUUAUUCUAAGGUAAGGUAAGCUGAGCAGAAAUGCUGCAUUAUUUCAUGAAGCUGCAUAACAUAUAUGAAGUGUUGAUAAAAAGCAUGACCUCUUUGUGACUUCUGAGUCUAGUAUUACAUAUUAUGGUGUUGUACAGUAUUUAUUUCUCUGGUCUGAUUUGUUUUUAAGUUUGCUGGAGCUUUGAAAUGUCUCUCCUCUCAACAUGGUGCACUACUUAAAUUAAACAAAUGAAGGCACCCGAUUACAAAGGGAACCAUUUAGCCUCAUAUCACUUUAAACAGCAAAAACGUGUGUCUGUGUUUUAUUUUGUGUUGGACUGCUCUAUGAAUAUGUUGUUGCAAUCAUACUGAAGAAAUAUAUAAAUAUAUAUAUGUAUAAAUAUAUAUAUAAAGAGUUUGCAUUAAUCAUC